AUGGACGAGGCUGGGCCAAGUAGUCGCGGUCGUCGCAGAGGACGCGAACUUGCAAACGACGACGAUGAAGCGACGGCGGAGCGUCGUCGGGCCCCCAACUCGGCGAGCACGAAGAAAAAGAGUGACGCUGGCAAGAAGAGCGCGAAAAGAGGCUCAAAGAAAUUGAGCGAUGUGAAGAAGUCGGCUGUCAGUUCAAUUAAGGCAGCGCCGAAAAGGAAAGACAAUCUCGUGCAGUGCCUGAACAACAGUUUGUUGAGAGACGGAUCCAGGCGACCAGCACUUGGCAAGGUGAGCUGUAUACGAUCUGACCUCAAUGGUAUCAACUACUUUGAUUCGUCUAUAACUGUGCUUGUUCAGUUGAAGAGGCAGCUGCUGGCUCGGGAAGUGCUUGGCUUCACACUCCCCACUCUGCCCAUGCCAGAGUUCAACGAAUCGGCGCGAGUGACAUGUAUUCAGUGGCACCCAACUCGUCCGAACCUCCUUGCUGUGGGAUCCAAGAACGGCGAGAUUGUACUGUGGAAUGCCUGGGACACCAAGAAGACCGCUCACACACCGCCGACUGGUAGUGGCUCUAGCUGGGCAGCUAUCAAGUUUCAUCCUGAUACGGCAACACAGGUGUACACUGCCACGCUGCUCAGCAAAGUAAUGCUGCAGAACUUCGAAGGAGGCGACCCUCAGGUGUUCUGGGACACGGAGUCCGAGAGGGUGUGGUUUACAUCCUUGGACAUUUUGCAUGAGAGGAUGUUAUUAGCUGGAGACAACAUGGGCUGCGUUUAUGCAUUCAACACUACUGGCGAGUUGAUGUGGCCAGAACCUGUUCGUUUCCAUAAGGGCAAGGGUAAAUAUAUGGAGUUCGUGGGACAGGGCUCAGAUCUAUUGAUAACAGCAUCUGUGGACCACACAGUUCGCAUUUGGGAUGUGCGCAAGCUGGGUGGGGUCAAGGACUUCCUCAUAGAACGGCCACACACUCAGGGAGUGAACUCCGCCUUUGUGAGCCCAUCUGACCGCACCUCGCUGCUUACCACAGACCAGAAAAAUGAGCUGCGUGUAUAUCGAGGUCCUGCUUGGCGAGAACCGCUGAUAAUACCCCAUCCACAUCGUCAGUUCCAGCACCUUACACCCAUUCAGGCGAGUUGGCAUCCCAUGGAGAAUCUCAUUGUGGUCGGACGGUAUCCAGACAAGAACUUCUGUGCCAAUGACACUGUGCGUGGUAUUGACCUCUUUGAUGGCAUCACUGGCGAAUCGCUUGGAAAAGUGGAGGGAUCUCUGAACAUUACCGGCAUUUGCUCGCUUGCUGCUUUCAGUUGCACAGGCGAAAUUUUGGCCACAGGCACAGGUUUCCACUCAAUGAUCCUUCAAGCAGUUGUCGAAGAGUGAAAAUCUGCUGCCUGAAAAUUUGAAAUAUUUCAUUGAUGUUGAGCCAUCUACUGCCUGGAAAUCCAUCUCAGGGGAUAUUUUUAUAUUUUAUUGAUGAUUUUAUUGAUUAUUGAUUUUAUUAAGCCAUCUGUAUGAACUGUAAAUUUUUAACAUAAUGUAUAUAUUACAUAUUUCUGAACUGCGCUACA
Molecule: messenger RNA, 1565 nt
Organism: Rhipicephalus microplus (southern cattle tick)
Lineage: Eukaryota; Metazoa; Arthropoda; Arachnida; Ixodida; Ixodidae
Product: DNA damage-binding protein 2
Biological process (GO): response to UV; DNA repair
Cellular component (GO): nucleus; Cul4-RING E3 ubiquitin ligase complex
Molecular function (GO): damaged DNA binding; protein binding
Source: RefSeq, a predicted model, not a curated record